Molecule: messenger RNA, 942 nt
Organism: Rhizophagus irregularis DAOM 181602=DAOM 197198
Lineage: Eukaryota; Fungi; Glomeromycota; Glomeromycetes; Glomerales; Glomeraceae
Source: RefSeq, a predicted model, not a curated record
AAUCAGACCACUCAUUAUUAUUAUUAAAAGAUUUUAAUUGUUCAAAUACCUUAAAAACAAUUACAUUCUAUCGAGCCAAUUUGAUGCAUUUUGUUAGUGACAUAUUCAAACAAUUAAAUGUUUUGGAAUCUGUUCAUAUUAUUUAUUGUUAUUCUUUAGAUGAGAAUUUUUCUCUACAAAUUAAUAAAUUAACUAAACCAUUUAUAUUAAAAUCUUUAUUUACGGAUGGUUUAAUGUCAAUCCAAUCAAUGGAAUUAGUAUUACAAAAAUCUGGAAGUUAUUUAGAAAAUUUUGGGUGUAAAUUUGGAUUUGAACGAUAUUCAGAAUUAAUUAUAAAAUAUUGUAAAAAUCUCAAAUUUCUUGAAUUUAAUGGAUAUGAAAGUCAGAUUAUUACUUAUCGAAUUUUCAAUAUAAUCGAAAAUAUUAUUAGACAAAAUCUUAAUUAUCUUUCAAUUGAUAUUAGGACAGAUGAUUAUGAUAAUAUUAAAGGUAGUUCAACCAUAUUACAAAAUUUAGGUCAAGCUCUCCCUUCUAAAUUAGAAUAUUUAAGUCUGACGCUUAGUAUUAAGAGAAGUGAAUUUAGAAUAUUCUUACAAAAUUCCCAAAAUACUUUUAUUAAUAAAUUAUUAAUAAGGCAAAUAGGUUGGGAUGAUAUUUUAAGUUAUACAAAGGAAUUUAUUAUGAAUGAAAAAAGAGUCAAGUAUUUAGCUAUCAGAAGCAUUAAUAAUGGAGAUUUGUAUGAUUCGGAAGAUAUAGUAAAGGAAUUUAAGUUACAUAAUGUUGAAGUUCGAAAUUUUUAUUAUUUAAGUAUAUCUGACGAAACUAAUCGUUCUGUAAAUAGUAAUCUUAUUGAUUAUUUACAAGGAUGAAUAUCAUAUAUAAUUCAUGACGAUUUUAUCAUGUGACAAAAAAUUGGAUGUUUCCUGUAGUUAAAUAGAUUUC